Capsicum annuum is the source of this 927-nucleotide messenger RNA. RefSeq names its product 14.7 kDa heat shock protein. Bases 117 to 629 code for a protein of 170 amino acids. The transcript is spliced from 2 exons. Lineage: Eukaryota; Viridiplantae; Streptophyta; Magnoliopsida; Solanales; Solanaceae. The record is from RefSeq and is a predicted model, not a curated record.
UUGGUGGUCAAGGCAAAAGAAAACUCAAUCAAAGCCAUUUCCAGAAAAAAAAAAAAAAAAAAAACAAACUGUAAAACCCUUGAGAGUUAACAUAUUGUUUCAAUAAUCGGAAAAAAAUGGCAAUGGCUCUAACUGUGAGAAAAGCAGCAGGAGCUUCAACGCUGAUCAAAUUACUCAGCUCCAAAUCACAAUUUACUACUGCUGCACCUUCAGUCAGACGCCUUUUUUCUUCUACUAGCACCACAGAUUCAAAUUCCUUGAGCAACGAGGACGGGAAAUCUACUGAGCCAAUUCUGGUGACGGGUGCUCCACAAAAAUUCAAGAUGGAGAACCCAUUUCAGUCAGCAGGGCCAAAGGAAGUGCUGGAAGUUGAUACAGUGAAGGAUGGUAUACUUGUGAGAGUGGCAAUGCCUGGUGUUAGUGAAGAUGGGAUUAAGGUGUGGUUAGAGGACAACACAGUUUACUUCACCGGCAGAGGAGAAAUUGAAGUGGAAUCCGAGGACUCGGGGAGGAAAUAUGGUGGGAGUCUUGAGUUCAGCACUGAUUGCUGUAAAGCUGAGAAGGUUGAUGCACAAAUGAAAAAUGGUAUUCUUAGAAUGGUAAUUAAAGGUGAGAUGGGACAAGAUUGACUUUUGUUAAUCUUGUUGAUAUAUUCUUAGACAUGAUGUAUGAAAACUUUGGUAGUAUUUGGGAAAAUAUUUGAUCAAAGGUCUAAUACUGUAUGUUGGUUGUUGGGACAAGAUUGACUUUUGUUAAUCUUGUUGAUAUAUUCUUAGGCAUGAUGUAUGAAAACUUUGGUAGUAUUGGGGAAAAUAUCUGAUCAAAGGUCUAAUACUAUAUGUUGGUUGUUGGGACAGGAUUAACUUUUGUUAAUCUCGUUGAUAGUUAUUUCUCAAGAAGAAAAAGAGAGGAUCUGUUGAAUUUCAA